Lodderomyces pseudojiufengensis is the source of this 2256-nucleotide messenger RNA. It is a transcript of the gene RTT101, whose product is annotated as cullin. The record is from RefSeq and is a predicted model, not a curated record. Gene Ontology annotation, molecular function: ubiquitin protein ligase binding. Gene Ontology annotation, cellular component: SCF ubiquitin ligase complex. The coding region runs from base 1 to 2256 and encodes 751 amino acids. Gene Ontology annotation, biological process: protein ubiquitination; SCF-dependent proteasomal ubiquitin-dependent protein catabolic process. The transcript has a single exon. Lineage: Eukaryota; Fungi; Ascomycota; Pichiomycetes; Serinales; Debaryomycetaceae.
AUGCGUUUCGGUCAUGCCCCACCUUCCCAUCCAAGUCCGACACCAUCAAUAUCAUUGCCAAACGUUAGAAAAUUAAAAAGAAAAAGAGCACCAAUAAUAGAUGAUGAAGAACCAAAAUUUUCAAAGUUGGAUCAUUAUAAAGGAAUAUUACAUCAUGUGAUACACCAAACAGUAUACAAUUUUGUACUAUCUGAAUCACCAGCUUAUAUUAUUGCAUUAGUAGAACGAGUAUGUAAAUAUAAACAUGCUGAAAUGAAGGAACUUUUAAACCAUAUUUACAAAAAUAUUGAUGACGCGUUUAAUAAAGAUUUUAAACAUUUUUCAAAUUUAUCAUAUAGAGACGAUUUUGAUUCUAAAGAUGAAUGUGAGAAUUAUGUAUUAGAUGUUUUACAAAAAAUAAUGGAUUCUUAUCAACUUUGGGAAAAUAAAUUAAAUUUAUUAAGUAAAUUAUUUGGUUAUAUAGAUCGAAAUUAUUUAAAAAUUCAUAGUUGGAAAAUUCCUAUUAAAACUUAUGGAAUUGAUAAAUUUUAUACAUUUUGUUUUACAACAGAAGGUGAAGAAGAACCUGAAACUUCCCAAUUAAUUUUUCAUUAUUAUAGUAGACUCACAGGAAUAUAUUAUAAAGAUAAAUAUUUUCAAAAAAGGCAUGAUUCAACAAAGAUUCAAGAACUUUUUAAAAAAUUUACACAAAUGCUAUCCUUUAAUGACUGGAAUAGAGAAAAUUAUGCGUUUCGUAUCAGCUCCGCGUUUGACAAACAAGAAGGAAAAGGGUGGUUUUCUUCUGCAAGCGAAUAUCAAUCAUCUUGUUAUUUUCAGCGAAUAUUAUUGGUUCUUUAUGAAGAGAUAACUUAUUUUUCAAAUUAUAUUCAAGUUGAAAACUUGUUAAAUGAUUUAAUACGGGAAUUAAUAAUCAGAAAAAAUUGGGAUGAUCUUUUAUUAGAUGAUUUGGAUUUAAUUUUAGAAAAACCAGAAGAAGUAAAAAUUUUGAAAGAAAUUUGUUCAGAUUCUUUGGAACUUCAUUCUAUUGAUGGAACAUUAAAAUUACUUCAUACCUAUCUGAAUUAUGCAGAAAGAUUAUAUAAAAAAGCUUUAAAUGAUCAAUCAAAUAUGAUACAAACAAUUUAUGAAGCUGAUGAACAUAUAAAACUGAAAAUUUUACAAUAUUUUAAAGAUGAUGAUAGAUUUGAAUAUGAAUCACGUAAAAAAUUAAAAUCUAUACUAGAAGAUAAACAAAUAAAUCAAUUAGUAACUCAACAAUUAAUUAAAUUUUGUGAUUCAACUUUAAAAUCUAAAAAUAAAAAUAAACCUAAUAUUGAUAAUUUGUUAUCAACAGUUUCAACAAUUCUUACUUCAUUAUUAAACAAAGAUCAAUUUUUAAAACUUUAUAGAAAAGAAUUAUCAAGAAGAUUACUUAUUGGUAAAUCUUUAGAUUUAAAUACUGAAAAACUGUUAAUUCAAUUAAUUGAAGAAAUUGUUGGUACUGAUUUAGAUCUUAUGAAAUUAUUUGAAGAUAUCAAUUCAAGUAAAACCAAACAUGUUUUGUUAAACUCAAAAACUAUUCAAUUAACACUCACUACUUUAAAACGUGAUUAUUGGAAUGAUAUACCACAAGAAGAUUUUGGAUCAAUAACUUUACCUCCGGGAUAUUCAAAUUUACUUGACUUACCUGAAGAAAAUAAAAAGUUUGAUUGGUCUAAUUAUAAAUUACAUAAGCUUUCAAUCACUGCAAAUUUUGAAGGUAAAGAAGUGACGAUAAACUGUAACUUAUUACAAGCAGCAGUUAUACUUUUAUUUAACGAUCGUGAUGAAUUAUUAACUAAUGAGAUUACAAAAUUACUCAAUAUGAAUGAAAAAUUACUAAAUUCAAUAAUACAAACAUUUAAUGGUACUUCACAUAUCUUAAUCUUAAAUGAUAACAAACUAACUUAUAAUAAAAAAUUCAAAAGUAAAACAGGAAUAGUAAAUUUACCAAUAAUAAAAGAUUAUCAACAACCAACAUUAAAUCCCAUAGAACCAGAUCAAGAAUUAACAAUUGAAUCAAAUCAAAUAAUUUCAUCAAAUAAAAGAUAUGAAGCAACAAUAAUAAAAAUUAUGAAAAAAUUUAGAGAAUUAUCAUAUUCAGAAUUAUUAAAUAAAUGUUUUGAUAAUCUUUUAAAUUCAAUAACUUUGAUUGAUUUAAAAGCUUCAAUUGAAAAAUUAAUUGAUCAAGAAUAUCUAAAAAGAAAAGAUAUUGAUACAAUUGUUUAUAUACCUUAG